Papaver somniferum (opium poppy) is the source of this 2084-nucleotide messenger RNA. RefSeq names its product AAA-ATPase At3g50940-like. The transcript has 2 exons. The coding region runs from base 420 to 2000 and encodes 526 amino acids. Lineage: Eukaryota; Viridiplantae; Streptophyta; Magnoliopsida; Ranunculales; Papaveraceae. The record is from RefSeq and is a predicted model, not a curated record. Gene Ontology annotation, molecular function: ATP hydrolysis activity; ATP binding.
CAAGACAAAGAAGAGCGGCCCCACGGUCACUUUCUCUGUCUUCUCAGCUCCACAUAUGAUUUUCAGACAAUGCACAAUGGGUUAGUACUUAGUACUGUUAUAUACUUGUUGAGGAAGGAAUCUUUCUUACUUUCCAUAUUCAUCUUUUUCCCAUUUCACUAAAAAGGGUUUUACUGGGAUACAAGAGAGCUCUCUAGUCAAGACUCAAGACUAUCUCUUUUAUCUUCAAGAAUCAUCCUGUGGGUUCAAUCUUCAAAGGAUUUGCUCAAAACUCAUCAUCUUUCACCCCCACAGCAAAGUUUCAUUUUGAAGUAAGAUUCUUUUCUUCAUUUAAAGUUUUUACACUUACUUUUGUUCUUCUCAUAAACCCUCACCUUUAAACCCCUACAUCUCAGAAUUUACAUACCCUUUGCAUUACUAUGGAUGUUUUAUUGGAUUGGAAAUCAAUAGGUUCUGCAUAUGCAUCUCUAAUGUUUAUGAGAACUGCUGUAAGAGAUUUAAUACCUCCUGAAGUAAAACAAGUUGGAAAAACUGUAAUCAAUUACUUCUUCUCAAAUUUUGAAAAGAAACUCAUUACAAUCCAUAUUCAAGAUUAUGAAAACGGUGCUGAUAAUGAUAUCUUUAGAUCAGUUCAAUGUUACUUGGGUACUAAACUGUUUGAAUCAUCUUCAAAGAGUCUAAGGUUGUCGAAAUUCCUCAACUCGAAAUUUCAUAGGUAUACUAUGGUUCCUAAUCAAAGUAUUGUAGAUGUCUAUGAUGGUAUUGAGUUCAUAUGGACUUAUUGUACUGGUGAUAAUAAUGAAAAAGACAAGAGAAUUGGUUGUUAUUUCAAGCUUUGUUUUGAAGAGAAACACAAAGAGUUUGUGGAUUCAGCUUAUUUGUCGCAUAUAGCGAAAGAGGCUGACACUGUUAGAUUCAAGAACAGAGGAAAGAAACUUUUUACAAAUAGAUCUGGAGAAAGUUGGUCACAAGUUUGUCAGUUCACACAUCCUUCGACUUUCGAUACAAUUGCAAUGGAUCCAGUUCUUAAACAAGAGAUUCAAGAAGAUUUAAAGAAAUUUGUGAGCAGAAGCGAGUUUUAUACUAGAGUUGGUAAAGCAUGGAAGAGAGGUUACCUUCUAUAUGGCCCUCCUGGAACAGGGAAAACAAGUUUGAUUGCGGCAAUUGCUAAUUACUUGGACUUUGAUAUCUAUGAUAUGGAGUUAACUGCUGUAAGGAGCAAUGCACAGUUGAGAAGGCUUUUGAUUUCGACUUCCAGCAAAUCGGUUAUUGUUGUGGAAGAUAUUGACUGCUCAUUAGAUCUUUCGAGUCGGAAAAAGAAGAAAAAGAAUGCGGGAGAAAAUAAAAAUAAAGAUGACACAAACUUUGGGAGUAGUAGUCUGAGUUUAUCUGGUGUUCUGAAUUUCGUAGAUGGACUCUGGUCGCCUUGUGCCGGAGAGAGAUUGAUUAUAUUUACAACGAAUCAUAAAGAGAAACUCGAUCCGGCUUUGCUAAGGUCAGGUCGAAUGGAUAAACAUAUUUUGCUUUCAUAUUGUGAUAUGGAAUCGUUCAAGGUUUUGGCGAAGAAUUAUCUGAAUAUCGAAGAACAUGAGUUGAUGAAAGAAGUUGAAGAACUGUUGAGGUUAACUAAGAUAACACCAGCUGAUGUUGCAGAGUGUUUUAUGAGCUAUGAUGAAGAUCCUGACAUGGGUAUGAGAAAUGUGGUUGAAGUGAUUAACAAAAGAUUGAAAACUCAGCGCGAAAAAGAAAUACGAGAAACUAAGAAGAGAUUGCUCCUGGACAAUGAUAAGGAAGAUAAAAAGGAAAAAAAGAGAUUGAAGUUGACUGAAGAUGAUGCAAAAGAAGUGUUUAAGUCGGCAUCUGCAUUAAUAAAAAGAGAAGAAAAUGAAAUGGAAGAAGAAGAAGAUGAGACUGAGACCGAGGGUGAAGAUGAGACUGAAGAUGAAGAUGAUGACCAAAAUCAGUUUGAUUCCGAAGAAGACAAUGAGUUCUUUAUCUGAUAGCAAACAUUAUUAAGAGCAGUUUAGAUUUUGAAUUCAUGCACUUAAACUUGCUACAUGUUUUUAAUGCUUAAGUUGUGACAA